Fulvia fulva is the source of this 255-nucleotide messenger RNA. RefSeq lists its product as uncharacterized. Lineage: Eukaryota; Fungi; Ascomycota; Dothideomycetes; Mycosphaerellales; Mycosphaerellaceae. The record is from RefSeq and is a predicted model, not a curated record. The coding region runs from base 1 to 255 and encodes 84 amino acids. The transcript has 2 exons.
AUGGCGCUGCAAUCGUCGGAGUCCGAGGUCAUACAUUCCAAAGAGCAUUUUGCGCCUUACGAGGGCACUGUCAUCAGUCCCUUGAUCGUAGCAAACACACACAGCGUCAUGCCUAACAUGCCAUGGAGGACUAAGAAGCAGCCGAAGCGACAAGAUGCAGCUGCGCCGUCUGUGAAGAGGAAGCAAGUCAGCAUACGGACCAUUCUGCCGGCUUUGCUGGCGCUGUUUGGACCUGUCGUCUCGCCGCCGAAGUGA